UAAGCGACGAGGCCUGGCGAAGAUUUGAAAUCUCGGUUUCGCGAGGAAAAUGGCUCUUAACAAAGAGUCUAUGGAUUCCCAUUUUUCGUUCGUUCCAAAAGUUGUAAACGGCGGUAUCGCUGGGAUCGUUGGUGUAACAUGCGUUUUUCCAAUUGAUCUGGUUAAGACGAGAAUGCAAAAUCAACAAGAUGGCAAAAAGUUAUACAAAAAUGUUUUGGACUGUGCUGCAAAAACCUAUCGUGCUGAAGGAUUUUUUGGCAUGUACAGAGGAAGUGGUGUCAAUCUCCUUUUAAUUACACCAGAAAAAGCGAUUAAAUUAGUCGGCAAUGAUUUUUUUCGUUAUCAUUUAAAACCUGAGGGCAAACCUUUAACUCCAAUUCGUGAAAUGUUUGCUGGAGCUGGUGCAGGAACUUGUCAAAUUAUUAUCACUACACCAAUGGAAUUAUUGAAAAUUCAAUUACAAGAUGCUGGUCGAACAUCAAUUCCUGUAACUAACAGCAGUGGUACAGUAGUAGCGACACGACAGACUGCUACUCAAUUGGCCAUUAAAUUGGUUCGUGAAAAAGGAAUAUUUGGUUUAUAUCGUGGAAUGGGUGCUACAUUUUUACGUGAUGUUUCAUUUUCUAUGAUAUAUUUUCCAUUAUUUGCAAAUUUUAACGCUUUAGGUCCAAGAAGAUCUCCAAAUAGUGUAGAGGCUGUUUUCUAUUGGUCAUUUCUAUCAGGAUUUUUAUCAGGAACAAUAGCUGCAUUCAGUGUGACCCCGUUCGACGUUGUUAAGACUCGACUACAAACAAUUAAACAUAUCGAAGGAGAGAAAGUAUUCAAAGGAAUAACAGAUUGUUUUGUGCAAACAUUACGUAAUGAAGGUGUUCAUGGUCUAUUCAAAGGGGCUGGUUGUCGUGUUAUGGUUAUGGCACCAUUGUUUGGUAUAGCACAAACUGUGUAUUACCUUGGUGUUGCUGAACGAAUUUUUGGUUAUCCAAGAUAUUAAAACAAAAAUGAAUGAAAUAUACACAUACAAUCAUUCAUUUUCAAUUCAUAAAAAUGAAAUGAUGCUUUGAUGCCCUGCCGCCAAAUGUAUUCAUUCAUAUUUACUUCUAUUUUUUCACAGAGGAUAGGGGAACAGUAAGGAAAUAGUAAGUUACGCAAUGCUUUCUUUCUCUUUUUUUUUCUCUCUGGCAAUAAAUCAUUAUUAUUUUCUAUACACUUUUGUGAUAAGUAAUUUGUAUUGCUUUACCAAUAGAUAAUAAACCAUUAUGAUGUGUUUACUUCGGUUGAAUUCCAUAUUGAUAUUAUGUUUCCUUCUUUCAAUCCCUUUCUCAAUUAUUUUAUUAUUACCCCUCCUCUUGUUUUCAGAUACCAAAAGUGUACUCUUUGCUCCAAUUAACACGGGCGUUUUAUUAUUAAAUUAUAACUGUGAUUUUCUAUUUAGUUCAUCUUUGUAUAAUUAAAUUUCCUUAUACCUUGUCCGUAUACAUUCUAUGGACACACACGCACACACCUUUAUAUAUACUGAAUAUUGGUGAUAAAAAGUGAACGAAUCUCUGUUAUAUUUCCUCUUAAUUCUCUGAAAAAAUCUCUAGGCAACAUCCAUCUUUGUUUAUUAUUUAAUAAAAGCGGUUGUUUUUUAUUGUACAUAUGUCCUGAUUAAUUAAUGUAUCUAUUAUAUCAAUUUAUUACAUUAUCAUAUCUGACUAUGUAACUAGUUAUUAUCAUGUUAAUUAUUACCUUUAUUGUUUCGAUUAUAAAACAUUUCCCCUACUUUUCUUUUAUGUCUUUCUUCUCCCCCCUCUCUCUCUCACUCUCUGUCUCUCUUUCUUCAAGAUUAUAUUUUUAUAAAAUUUGACUGAGUUUCACCUUUUUAUUCUAUUUAUUUGUUAUUAUCAUUAUUCCGAAUAAAUUAUAUGUUUCCA
Messenger RNA from Schistosoma guineensis, 1913 nucleotides. The record is from the annotation of a GenBank genome assembly. NCBI's taxonomy places the organism in Eukaryota, Metazoa, Platyhelminthes, Trematoda, Strigeidida, Schistosomatidae.